CCAUUGCCGCAGGUUAUGCUCUCAUUACUGUACCUGACCAGAAGCCUGCUGUUUUCUCUUCCCCAGGUCUUGCUCUUCAGAAGGAGCAAUUUGCUGACAGAGACCCAGACUCCAUGCAUAAUAUCUCUGCUCAGCCCUGGCAGAUGAAGAUGGCUAAUCUUACAUAUGACAACUUUACCAAUGGCAACCGAUCUGAGGUGGCCAUCCAGUAUCCCUCCAACCAGUACAAGACUGUGGAGCUGAUAUUCAUUGCUACCGUAACCGGCUCUCUCAGCCUGGUCACGGUGGUGGGGAACAUCCUCGUCAUGCUGUCCAUCAAAGUGAAUCGUCAGCUUCAGACUGUGAACAACUACUUCCUCUUCAGUCUGGCCUGUGCCGAUCUGAUCAUUGGGGUCUUCUCCAUGAACCUUUACACAGUCUAUAUCAUAAAAGGCUAUUGGCCUCUGGGGGCCGUGGUGUGUGACCUUUGGCUGGCACUGGACUAUGUGGUGAGCAAUGCCUCUGUCAUGAACCUACUCAUCAUUAGCUUUGACCGAUACUUCUGUGUCACCAAACCCCUGACCUACCCAGCUAGGAGGACCACCAAGAUGGCAGGAUUGAUGAUUGCAGCAGCUUGGAUAUUGUCCUUUGUUCUCUGGGCGCCUGCUAUCUUGUUCUGGCAGUUCAUUGUUGGGAAGAGGACGGUCCCGGAGCGGGAAUGCUACAUCCAGUUCCUGUCCAACCCAGCUGUGACCUUUGGGACAGCCAUUGCUGCUUUCUACCUCCCUGUGGUCAUCAUGACUGUACUGUACAUCCAUAUCUCACUGGCCAGCAGGAGCAGGAUAAGGAGGCAUAAACCAGAGAGCAAGAAAGAGAAAAAAACCAAGCCACUCAGCUUCUUUAAGAGUCCUCUGAUCAAGCAGAAUAGCAGUUCUCCCAAGAAGGCGAUAGAGGUGAAGGAAGAGGUAAGAAAUGGGAAAGUAGAUGAUCAGCCCUCAGUGCAGACAGAGCCUACAGGCCAACAGGAGGAGAAGGAGACCUCUAAUGAGUCCAGCACAGUCAGUAUCACUCAGACCACAAAGGAAAAGCCAGUGCUGGAAAUUUUGCCAGCUGGGCAAGGGCACAGCCCUGCCCACCCACGAGUUAACCCAGCUUCCAAGUGGUCUAAGAUUAAGAUAGUCACCAGUCAAACUGGUAGUGAAUGUGUCACAGCCAUUGAGAUUGUCCCAGCUAAGUCAGGAGCCUCUGACCAGAACACGCUGUCAAAUUCCCGGCCGGCCAACGUGGCUAGGAAGUUCGCCAGCAUUGCCAGGAGUCAGGUGCGGAAGAAGCGCCAGAUGGCAGCCCGGGAGAAGAAAGUCACCAGGACUAUAUUUGCUAUCCUGUUGGCCUUCAUCCUCACAUGGACUCCCUACAACGUGAUGGUCCUGAUUAAUACCUUCUGUGAGACCUGCGUACCAGAAACUGUGUGGUCCAUUGGGUACUGGCUCUGUUAUGUCAACAGCACCAUCAAUCCAGCCUGUUAUGCCCUCUGCAAUGCCACUUUCAAGAAAACCUUUAAGCACCUUCUCAUGUGCCAGUACAGGAACAUUGGCACAGCUAGGUAAGCUGGCACUCAGGGUCCACUUGGCAGAGUUAUAAAUAUAUUCUCCUUUGCCUCUUUGUUUAGAGGGUUCUCCGCUCACCACUCAGAACAAUGCAGACUGUUUAAAGACUCCAGAUGAUGCCCUUCACCCAGUGCUAGAGAAGAUCCAAGGCAGAUGCUAGAUGCAGCUCCUGGAUCAUUCUCAUCCUGUGGGAGAGCCUGAAGAGCCCAUAGACAUUCACCAAUCAAACAGCACCUGGUUUUCUGCCACAGCCCCAGAUCCUAAAGAGGCAAAGCCAGAGGCAGGACAUUAUAAGGAGGCACCAAAAUUACCUCCAACCUUUGCAGCUUGCUGCUCUUGAGAUGUUGGCUAAACUAGCAUCAGUUCUUGAUGUCACUCUAAAACCUACAUGUAUUUCCUGCGGAUUAUGCCUGUGUGCAGGGUGAGAUGUCUCUGUGCAAUAAGGUGUGAGGUAAGAGCAAGUCCCUUCUUUCGCUGACUGACUAUCCUGAUGGCUUUACAAUGCUUGUAAGUGUGGAGGGAUGUCAGGAGAUUUUCAGCAUGCUCUUAACCUAUAUAACACUGAAGACAACAAGGAACACAGGUCAGCCACACAAGGUGGUUGUCCCAAGGUGUCAGCUGAUUCAUUUUUGGACCAGCUUGACAUGGAUGUGCUCAUGGAAGAUAUUGGAUCAUUCAGACCCCCUCCUGGGGGCCAGGGCAGGACUCGUCCCUAUCAUGUCAUCUCUAGCAUUUUUAGAAGUCCCAAGGGGAGGAGUAGCACCCCCACAUCCUUCCUUUUGGGGAGACGAUGCCACAGCCUGAUACAGCAGCUUGCCUGGAAGCUUUUCCUGAGCUUCAACCUCAGUAUUCCUCUGCGAGUUCCAUCCCCAUCCUCGCCGGAGGCAUGGAACGAGACUCUUGUGUCUAGCAGAUAAGGGUAAAACCCCAGUGUCGCCCUAAGAAACACCAGAACCUAAUACUGCGCAGGGGAAAAAGUGUCAGCGCGAGAUAGUUCUUUCUGCAGCCCUGAGGGAAUGUGACCUCUGAGAACCAUGUGGCAAUGUUAAAAAUAACUGUCCUUGGGGGAACAGGGAGCUGAUGCCCUGCUCAGAGUACAGUGGUGUGCAGAGAGCAGUCUGGAGAUGGGUAAGGCUCUGCUGCUGGAGCUGAGGAUGACCUUGAAGGGAGUGACAAACUGACCCUAUAGCUCCCUACAAGGCUGGGGCUCCUGCAAGGUCCACAGGGCCAGAGAGUGUGCUCCCCUGACUCCCAGUGGGUGGGGGAGGGACAUUUCACCCACUGGUCUCUGGACUCCGGCUGUAAGUUCCCAGAGUGUGGGUUCUGGAGGAGCGGGGAGGGAGGAAUGACAUCCUGGACCUCCCCACUAGCUCCAGCUUCAGGUGCAGGCCAGAGCCUAGGGGUGUGAUAAAGCUGCUGAGCUUUGUAAAUGGGUGUAACUCUCUUGUCAGUGUUGUUAUGGAGUCCUCAGCAUGUGGGGUUCAUUGUAAAUGUGCAGCCCAAACCCCAGCAUAGUUGUAUAUACAGACCAACCCAAUUAAUGCCAUUGCUCAGCUUCUCCCAAAGUCACGCAUCCUAAGCACCACUCUGGCACAGGUAGGCACAGCUGUGGCAGGUGCAGAUCAUGGCCUAGGCUGAUGAGGGGCAGGGAUGAUCCCUGCAGUCAUCUCCAUAGAGAGCUGGGAAGGGUCACUCUCUGCACGUGGCAUCCCCAUGUCCGUCCCAGGGGAUGCUGUGCAACUGAGACAAGGGCUGCUCCUUAGCCCUGCUAUGGCAUCAGCCUCACUGCCACUGCCUUUAGGAUAAUUUGCAUAGUGUUACCCAAAUGCCUUGCAUUUUUUAAUUAUUACAAUUACAGUGGAACCCACUUCAAUGAAUAAAGGAACCAAAUGAGAA
Messenger RNA from Gavialis gangeticus (Gharial), 3482 nucleotides. It is a transcript of the gene CHRM4, whose product is annotated as cholinergic receptor muscarinic 4. Gene Ontology annotation, molecular function: G protein-coupled serotonin receptor activity; G protein-coupled acetylcholine receptor activity. The record is from RefSeq and is a predicted model, not a curated record. Gene Ontology annotation, cellular component: synapse; dendrite; plasma membrane. The coding region runs from base 114 to 1586 and encodes 490 amino acids. Lineage: Eukaryota; Metazoa; Chordata; Crocodylia; Gavialidae. Gene Ontology annotation, biological process: G protein-coupled receptor signaling pathway, coupled to cyclic nucleotide second messenger; adenylate cyclase-inhibiting G protein-coupled acetylcholine receptor signaling pathway; regulation of locomotion. The transcript has 2 exons.